Molecule: messenger RNA, 715 nt
Organism: Cygnus olor (mute swan)
Lineage: Eukaryota; Metazoa; Chordata; Aves; Anseriformes; Anatidae
Gene: RGS21
Product: regulator of G protein signaling 21
Source: RefSeq, a predicted model, not a curated record
AUGUCACAUGAUAUCAGUAUUUGUAGCAGUAUCAAUGUGAGCAGUCUUGCUCGAAUAAACAACAGAGAAUGGUACAAGGGCCUUAGACCUUCAAGAUGUAUAAGGUCAAACAUCGAGGAAACAAUGGCUUCGUCUGAGUCUGUGGACACACUACUAGCUAAUAAAGAUGGCUUGGAGGCUUUUAGGAAGUUUUUGAAGUCAGAGUUCAGUGAGGAGAACGUAGAGUUCUGGCUGGCUUGCGAGGACUUCAAAAAAACCAAGUCCUCCACCAAGAUCACCUUAAAAGCCCAAAGGAUUUAUUCUGACUUUAUAGAAGCUGAUGCUCCAAAGGAGAUAAAUAUUGACUUCCAUACCAGAAACCACAUCUCUCAGAACAUCUCCGAGCCCACCCUCAGUUGCUUUGAUGAUGCUCAAAGGUUAAUUUAUAGUCUCAUGGCAAAGGACUCUUUUCCCAGGUUUCUAAGGUCAAACGAGUAUAAGGAACUAGUAAAGAAGCAACAGAAUAGAAAUCAAAAGAGGUGGCUCCCGUUUUUGUGAAAAUGGAAAUGCCAAAGACUUGAGUGUUUAUGAAUUUAUAAAUGCCUCCUGUUGCAAAUCAGUACAGCUAGUAUUUUAUUAAAGUGAUUGUACAAACCAGAACUAGUGUGUUUUUAAGUGCAAUAAAUACAUGAUUUUUUUCUGCUAAAGUUGGUGGAGAAGUAUCCUAGAAACAGAA